AUGUCGGAAUCGAAUCAGCAGCAGCAGGUCAGCAAUGGGACUGAGAACAACGUCCAAUGGGCCGCCACCCACGUCGCCCCCGCCCCGGGCGUCGUAACCCAAGUCCGCUCCGAAACCACCACCUACGCCACGGACGGUGACCGCUUCGUCGAGCGGCACGAGGUCCUCGCCGGCCCCCUGGGCGAGGAAGAGGGCUACGUCGAGAAGCGGGAGGGACACCUGGGGGUCCCCAGCGGGGGGGUCGUGGAGGAGGUCGAAGAGGAGAGGGAGAUUGGGUUGUUGGAGCCGGAGGGGAAGGGGGGUGAUGGUAUUGAGGAGGAGGGGGAGGAAGAGGAGGAUGAGGGGGGGGAGAAGGAGAUUGGUGCUGUUAAUGGGGAUGCGGGCGGUGUGGUGGGGGAGGAGGAUCUUACUGCUGCUGCUGCUGGUAUUAUAGGGAAGGAGGAUGAGGGGGAGGGAACGAAGGAGCCUGAGCCUUCUAAGGCCGGGACACCGGACCAAGGCGCUACUACCUCCACCAAAAAAGCCGAGGGCGGACCAGCUGCAGCUGCAGUUGCCGACGAAACCGAUAAGAAAGCCGAGAAGAAAGCGGAAACCGGUCCAGCUGCGACAGUAGCUGCUGAGGCGGCGGGCGAGGCGCCGGUGCGCGCGGCAAGGGAGAAGGAGGCGGAGGUGACGUCGACUAGUCUCCCCUCUGGUGCUUCUGGGGGGGAGGUGGAGGAGGCCGGUGGUGGGGAGGAUAGGAAGAGGAAGGCGGAGGGGGGGCAUGGGGAGGGAGAGAAGAGGGGGAGGGGGAGGCCGGCGAAGGGGGAGGGGAAUGCGGGGAAGGGGAAGGAGCCGGUGGAGGGGACGAGGAGGAGUACGAGGGCUAAGGGGAGGAGUGAGUAG
Molecule: messenger RNA, 885 nt
Organism: Pseudogymnoascus verrucosus
Lineage: Eukaryota; Fungi; Ascomycota; Leotiomycetes; Thelebolales; Thelebolaceae
Exons: 2
Coding region: 1-885 (294 amino acids)
Source: RefSeq, a predicted model, not a curated record